This is a messenger RNA of Truncatella angustata, 2064 nucleotides long. Its product is annotated as polysaccharide lyase family 4 protein. The transcript has 2 exons. Bases 1 to 2064 code for a protein of 687 amino acids. The record is from RefSeq and is a predicted model, not a curated record. Gene Ontology annotation, biological process: carbohydrate metabolic process. Lineage: Eukaryota; Fungi; Ascomycota; Sordariomycetes; Amphisphaeriales; Sporocadaceae. Gene Ontology annotation, molecular function: catalytic activity; carbohydrate binding.
AUGGUUCUUAAGUCGAAGUCCGUGGGAGCCUUCCUGCUGGCACCCACCGCUACGGCGACGCUUUUCACUAAUGAAUCGUCUGGGGCACUGUUCCUCGGCAAUGACCGUCUUGUGUCUUCGGUGAACAAAUCCACCGGUGCUGUUGACUACCUGACGCUCGACGGUCAGGACCUCCUAGGCUCCAAGAACUACAUCGAGAACACCCCGGGCGGUUCCUCCGGAAAUGGCCAGUCGGGCAUCGGGCCAUACCUGGAUUGCUACUGCAUACCCUCGGGCACUUACACACCCGGCGGAGUCAAUGCUACAUAUGAAUCAUAUGAAGGGGCCGACUCGACUGGGACACGGUGGGGCGGCAUCGUGAUGAGCGAGUUGUAUCCGCCAACCGGCCAGAUCUUCGAGUCAUACUGGUUCCUACGUGACGGCGAGACGGGCCUGCACACCUUCUCACGGCUAGCAUACUACAAUGAGACCACGCCCUUCCUCAGGAACCUGCAGGAGUUCCGCACGUUGUUCCGCCCGAACACGCCGCUGUGGACAUAUCUCGUCACCGACGAGUCGUUCCACGCCCCGCUGCCGUCCCCUGACCCUGCGAGCGGCGACAUCACAAAUGCGACGACGGUCCAGGAUGCCACCUGGUACAUUGGCAAUCGCACCGACGAGCCGUACGUCGAGCAGAUGAGCGACUACUACACCAAGUACACCUUCCAGGCCGUGUGGCGCGACCACGAUGUGCACGGCAUGUUCGCAGACGGUCGGUAUAGCGUCGACAAUUUCACGUAUGGAGCCUGGGUGGUCAUGAACACAAAGGAUACGUACUUCGGUGGCCCCAUCCACAGUGACUUGGUUGUCGAUGGCAUUGUCUACAACUACAUCGUCUCGAACCACCACGGCGAUGGCACACCCAACAUCACGCACGGGUUUGAUCGCACUUUUGGACCGUACUACUUCCACUUCAACAAGGGGCCCGUCGGCGGUGGCUGGGCUCCCCUAUACGAAGAAGCCCGGGGGUUCGCCUCGCCAGCAUGGAACGCACACUUUUAUGACGACAUCUCGGAGCACGUCACCGGCUACGUGCCGACUUCGGGUCGUGGAUCAUGGAAAGCACGAGUUCAGCUGCCUCGGGACGCCAAGAACCCCAUCGCCGUCCUCGCUCAAAACGGCGUCGACUUCCAGGACAACGUCGAAGACGUCUCCGCCUACCAGUACUGGGCGGACAUCGACCACUGCACAGGCAAGGUGCAGAUCGACCGCAUCAAGACUGGCACCUACCGCCUCACCGUCUACGCCGACGGCGUCUUCGGCGACUACACGCAGGACGGUAUCAUCGUUGCCGCAGGCGAUACCACAGACAGCGGCUCCGUGGUCUGGGAGGCCGAAUCGGCGGGCAGGGAGCUCUGGCGUAUCGGGACACCCGACAAGGCCGGCGGCGAGUGGAAGCACGGCUAUGCCAAGAACACGGCGGCGGCGCUGCAGCCGCCCGAGUACCGGAUCUACUGGGGCGCGUACGACUACAUCGACGAGUUCCCGCGGGGGGUCAACUUCCGCGUCGGGGAGUCGGUCGAGGCCGAGGACUGGAACUAUGUCCACUGGUCCGUGUACGGCGGGCACGCCAACUUCCGGCGCCCCGUACAGGAGGCGGGCCGCGGCGAGAUCAACAACUGGACCAUCUCGUUCGAGGUGGGAGAGGGCGAUCUGAGAGACCGGAGCGAGGCCACCUUCACGGUCCAGCUCGCCGGCGCCAAGACUGCUGCGGGCAAUACGGACGUCUACAAUGCGACGCAGCCGUACUCGAACAUGCCCUUUGUGGUAGUCGUCAAUGGGCAGGAGCUGGAACCCUGGGUUAUCCCAUACUACCACUCGUCCUCUUGUGCCGCCAGAAGCGGUGUCGUCUGUUAUCAAGUCGCCAACAAGUUCACGUUUCCGACUAACUACCUGGCGGCCGGCGCAAACGCAACAAACGAAAUUGUGCUCAGCCUGCCGUACAAUGCGACAGACUACGAAAGCGCGCUAUUGCCUCGUAGUGUUUAUGUGCAGUAUGAUGCAUUGAGAUUGGAAGUGAAAUAA